CAUUUAUUAAAUGACAUUUGUAAUACUAAUCCGGUAAACCGGCUGAGACUAUCAUCAUCAUUUGCAGAUUUAUUUUCCGGUGGUGGUAGUUCAGAAUGUGGCUCGGAGGAUAUCGAUGAUGAUUGUGAUGAAACAAUUGAUGAUAUUGAAGAAUCAAAUUCAAGAGAACCACAAGAACUGGGUAAUGGUGAAUCGUUAUUAGCUAAUAAGAUUGAUGAUAUAUCAGCAUCAGCAAAAAGGAGAGGACCGAGAACUACCAUUAAAGCUAAGCAGUUGGAUACUUUAAAAGCAGCCUUUGCUUCAACACCAAAACCAACUAGGCAUAUCAGGGAGCAAUUAGCACAGGAAACCGGUCUUAAUAUGCGAGUAAUACAGGUAUGGUUUCAAAAUCGGCGUAGUAAAGAGAGGAGGAUGAAGCAGCUACGGUUUGGUGGUUAUAGGCCAAUACGACGUAGAAAACCAUCAACAAGGGAUGAAUUAUGUAUUCCGCAGGGUGACAUAUAUUCUCAUGGUGGUAAUAAUGAUGGAUUUUAUGGUCAAUUACCACUAUCAUUUUUUUGUGAGGGUUACGGAACAACCGGUCCGGAUGGUACACUAUCAACAGCAUUACCACAUCCGUCAUUUAUUAUGCCAUCGGAAGCACAACCGGUACAUGUUGAUCAAUCCAACUCCGAUAAUACAUUCCUUGAAGAAAGUUUACGACCUCCACAUAGUUCACCAAAUAUGCCACUUGCAGCACAGGUUUCUCAUUACUGUUGA
Molecule: messenger RNA, 759 nt
Organism: Loa loa (African eye worm)
Lineage: Eukaryota; Metazoa; Nematoda; Chromadorea; Rhabditida; Onchocercidae
Exons: 6
Biological process (GO): regulation of transcription by RNA polymerase II; neuron differentiation
Cellular component (GO): nucleus
Molecular function (GO): RNA polymerase II transcription regulatory region sequence-specific DNA binding; DNA-binding transcription factor activity, RNA polymerase II-specific
Source: RefSeq, a predicted model, not a curated record